GCGAGUGUCCAGGCUAGGGAUUUGGGAGAGAGAGAGAGAGAGAGAGGGAGAGGGGAGGGAGUUGACGGUGAAUCGAGAAUGGUGGACAAGGCGAGGAAAGGGAGGAAGGAUGUGGUGACGAGAGAGUACACGAUCAAUCUCCACAAGCGCCUCCAUGGCUGUACUUUCAAGAAGAUGGCUCCCAAUGCUAUUAAAGAGAUCAAAAAGUUUGCCCAGAAGGCUAUGGGAACAACUGAUGUCAGAGUUGAUGUGAAGCUCAACAAACAGAUUUGGAGCAGGGGGAUUCGAGGUGUCCCAAGACGAGUACGUGUGAGGAUAGCUCGCAAGAGGAAUGAUGAGGAGGAUGCCAAGGAAGAGCUCUUCUCUCUGGUCACAGUUGCAGAGGUCCCCACAGAAGGCUUGAAGGGUUUGGGAACAAAGGUUAUUGAGGAUGAAGAUGAGUGAAAGUUCCAUUUGCGCCCUCUGCCUAGGCUACUUUACCAAUUAUUCUCAAGUGUGGAGAAAGCUUUAUUUAGAUUUUUAUAGGUCCUUUUUCAAAGAAUUUUGUAUGUUUGGAUUAUGAUAACUUUUGUUGGAUUCUCUGUUAUUUUUGGAACCUAAUGUUUUAAGUAUUGUUGUUUUU
Molecule: messenger RNA, 622 nt
Organism: Dioscorea cayenensis subsp. rotundata (Guinea yam)
Lineage: Eukaryota; Viridiplantae; Streptophyta; Magnoliopsida; Dioscoreales; Dioscoreaceae
Product: 60S ribosomal protein L31
Exons: 2
Coding region: 79-444 (121 amino acids)
Biological process (GO): cytoplasmic translation
Cellular component (GO): ribosome; cytosolic large ribosomal subunit
Molecular function (GO): structural constituent of ribosome
Source: RefSeq, a predicted model, not a curated record